Messenger RNA from Vicia villosa (hairy vetch), 2095 nucleotides. RefSeq lists its product as uncharacterized. Lineage: Eukaryota; Viridiplantae; Streptophyta; Magnoliopsida; Fabales; Fabaceae. The record is from RefSeq and is a predicted model, not a curated record. The transcript is spliced from 6 exons. Bases 178 to 1821 code for a protein of 547 amino acids.
CUUUUUCUGGUUCAAGAUUGAUUAUGAAAAACUCAAAGUUGUUGAUCUUUCCAAUUCUACUGUUAUCACCACUCAUGAAGCAAUAAGCAUCAACAUCUUCAUCAUAUAUAAAUUAAAUCUCUUCUCUUUCUCUCUCCUUCACCUCUCACACUUUCUCUCUCUUACAUCUUCAUCAACAUGGGUUCAACCUCUAGUCGACUCGGGUCUCGUCCUUCUCCUCCCAGGGUCAACAACCAUCGCUUCAGUUUCUCUUCCUUUCUCUGCGGCUCCUCCACCUCUCGCUCCAUUUCUCAGAUGGAAGAACAUCAAUAUGAAGAGCUUCAUGUUAAUUCGGCUAGACAUUUCAAUGAUGAAAUUCAGAAGGUCCCUGAGGAAUCCUCGUUAUCAUGUACAGAGGAAGCUAGAAUCAGUUGCUGCCCUCAAGCUGAAACUUCAAUUUCAACCGAUAUGAGAACUGAGUUCUGCGGGAAUGAUACUGUUGAAGGUUCUUAUGGAAAUGUUGCAACGAGUGCUCAGAGGAAUUGCUUGUCUGAUCAUAAGGAUCUAGUUUCUCCUGAUCAGGUAUGUGCUGGUCAUAGUCAUCCUGAAUCAUAUAGUGAUGGUAACAACACUGCUAGUAGUAGUAGUACUUCGUUUGUUGAACAACGGUCUUCAGAUCCAGUCUCUGUAAAUGAUUUUACUAACAUGGAUAGAAUCAAUAAUGUUGAUGAUCCAGUGUUUAGUGGUGUCUCUCGAAUCUCUCAUCAUGAGACCGUGCAACCAAGGAGCUCAAUCUCUCAAGAGCAUGGAAAUGCCAGUUCUGGUGAAAUUUCUGUUGAGGUUGACACAAAUGCUGGCAUAUCUAUCCAUAGUUCUUCCACUCAUGUUGCUCAAGCGUCGGAUGCACCACCAACUCCUCAAAUGCCUGAAGAUGAAUCUCGUCGCGAAGCAAUACCUUCAGGCUUAGGUAUUUUUGUGUCCAAUCGGGAAAUAGUGCAAGGAAAUGAUGGUCUGUUUCAAGUUGACGUGGUCGCAAUAUCCUCCAAUAUUUUGUCUGGCAGCAAUACAGAUGCGGAUGAUCAGGAUGCCAGAAGGAAUGGUAGAAGAUUAUUUUGGGAUGCUUUUUCACAACGUAGUUCAAGAAGGUUUGGUGAUUCUCCAACCAUCGUUAUCUCCACGGGAGGUGCUGAUGAUUCAGGAUCUCAGGAUCGGUGGCAGGUUGAUUUUGAUGAGGAUUUAUCAAAUGACGGGCUUGGACGUCCGCCCAGAUAUAGGGGCAGUAGAAUUCGCAGAUUGAGUGAAAGAGUGCGACACUCAAGAUCUGAGAUCUGGGAAAGGCUUCGUGGAGGCCUUGAUGAGAUUGGUCGGCUGAACUCUUCAUGUCCAUUAGGACUUCAUGCAGACGGUAUGUGCUCGUGCGAGUCAUUCCCAAUGGCUGAAGAAUCUAGCUCUCGGUCAAGUAUUUCAAGAAUAGUCAUGCUGGCUGAGGCUCUGUUUGAGGUUUUAGAUGAAAUUCACCGACAACCUUCAUCCCUUUCCCUAUCCACGCUCUCACUCCCUGCACCUGAAUCAGUCGUGGACUCUUUCCCUCUGAAGUCUCACAAAAAGGUUGAUGCAGCUGAUGGAGGCAAUGAUGCUGAACAAUGUUACAUAUGCUUGGCGGAGUAUGAAGAUGGGGACCAAAUACGAGUUCUUCCUUGCAAGCAUGAAUAUCACAUGUCGUGUGUCGAUAAGUGGCUGAAGGAAAUACAUGGGGUAUGUCCUCUGUGUCGCGGCCAUGUUUGUGGAGGCUCAACAGAGCAGUCAGUUCACUCAGAAGUUCAGUCAAUAGUUGAAAUUUAGGCUAAACUUAAUGUUUGCCUUUGAUGUAUAUACACUUCACAUCAAUUUGUUCCGCCAGAAAUUAGUGUUGCCAAAAUGGUUCAUUUUGAUAAUCACAGAAUUUGAUGGAUCAUUUUGAUUUCACUUAAAAUCUUUGAAAGGUUAAUUGAUAUCAGAAGUCUUAAAAGAUUGAAUUGAUGCUAAGUGUAUGCUGAAUAAUCAUAAGUGAUACUAAUAUCCCUGUAAAUGAUAGGUGGCAAAAUAGUAAUAAACAAGGCAGAAUUUUAUAUCCGAA